Molecule: messenger RNA, 3761 nt
Organism: Amaranthus tricolor (Joseph's coat)
Lineage: Eukaryota; Viridiplantae; Streptophyta; Magnoliopsida; Caryophyllales; Amaranthaceae
Product: probable LRR receptor-like serine/threonine-protein kinase At1g53440
Exons: 24
Coding region: 288-3407 (1039 amino acids)
Biological process (GO): protein phosphorylation
Molecular function (GO): ATP binding; protein binding; protein kinase activity
Source: RefSeq, a predicted model, not a curated record
ACACAUGGAAGGGAGUCUUUAGUAAGUCACUUGCAAGUCGCGAUUGAAACUAAAGUUCUACUUGUAUAAAUUCUCAUAAUCUCAAUAAAUCUUUCAUUAAAUUGAUUCGUCCACUUAUUCUCUAUUCUUAUCAAACAAACUGCUUUCAACUUUUAGUCACAAUACCAAACUCUCCUCUCUAUUUCCCCUCUUUCAUUUCUUCUCUUCGCAAAUCCUCUGCCUUUUCAUGGCUGCUUUUCGCCAUUGAAGAACAUAAACAAACCCUGGUUAACUUCAAUUGCUUAAAAAUGGCGGAUUCUUUCUUCAAUUUCUCAGUUAUCCUCUUGAUAUUAUGGAUUAUUUCAGUUAAAUUAGGAUCCAAUGCGCAACUUAUUCCUGAUGAUGAAGUAAAAAUUCUGCAAAUAAUUUCUAAUAAGUUGGUGAAUGCAAAUUGGAAGAAGAUCUUGCCAACAUCCUGCAAUAAUGGUGCUCAAGGCUUCUUCAAACAAUAUGAUACAACCAUUCUUAGCAACGUCACAUGUGAUUGUACAUUUAAUAAAGGCACUGUUUGCCAUGUCACAAAUAUCCAGUUGAAGGGUCUAAAUAUUACUGGACCUUUUCCUGAUGAAUUUGGAAACCUUACUCAGUUGGAAGAAAUUGACUUCUCCAGGAACUAUGUCAGUGGAACAAUUCCUAAAAGUCUGUCUAAGAUCCCACUUGUCACUUUAUCAGUUUCAGCGAAUCAGAUCACUGGUCCAAUUCCGGAAGAACUUGGACAAAUUACCACCCUUGAGACUUUGCUCGUCGAAGAUAACCGGCUACAAGGAUCUUUACCCCGUAGCAUUGGAAAUUUGAAAAAUUUGAGAAGAAUGGUGUUUGCUGCAAAUUUUUUAAAUGGAACAAUACCUGAAACUUAUGUCAAUUUGAAGAACCUCACAGAACUAAGAUUAAGUGGAAAUAUGAUAUCCGGGAAGAUUCCUGAUUUUAUUGGCAAUUUGACGAACCUUGAAAAAUUUGAUAUUCAAGGAACGUCGUUGGAAGGGCCGAUUCCAUCUUCCUUAUCUCGUCUAACAAAUCUGACAAUUUUGAGAAUUUCUGACCUCAAUACUAAAAGUAUUCCAUUUCCAAACAUUUCACUAAUGAAAAAUCUACUGUAUCUGGUACUCAGGAAUUGCUCAAUUAAUGGUCCGAUUCCUGAUAUUUGGAACAAUUUGGCAAAUGUGAAGUAUUUAGACCUAAGUUACAAUCAGUUGAGUGGUGAAAUUCCACCAUCAAUGGGGUCCUUGUCACACCUCAGCUAUUUGUUCCUUACAAACAACUCUAUUUCUGGAGCAAUACCAAAUUGGAUACUCAACAGCAAGGAAAACAUCGAUGUGUCAUAUAACAAUUUCACUGGCUCUGCCCCUGGUAGUUGUCAGCAGUCUAGUGUGAACCUUGUGGCCAGCUAUUCAUCCGCGAACAGCAACUCAGAAAGUUGGUGCUUGAGGAGGGACCUUCCUUGCCCCAGUAAACCCCAACACCAUUCUUUAUUCAUCAAUUGUGGUGGACACAAGGUUGACAAAUUUGAAGAGGAUAGUACUCCUGGUGGCCCUUCAACGUUCUUUUCGGUUGGAGAUAUCCCUAGGUGGGCUUAUAGUAGUACAGGAUCAUUUCUUUAUGAUGAAAGUGCCAACUUCGUGGCGACGGAAACAUCCAACCCAAAUGUAACAGGCAUUUACCAAACAGCUAGAUUAGCACCUAUAUCACUCAAGUACUAUGGCCUUUGCUUGCUGCCAGGGAGUUACCAUGUCACGCUUCAUUUUGCUGAGAUUAUGUUUGUUGAUGACCACAAGUUUGACAGCAAUGGCAGGCGCUUCUUUGAUGUCUCAAUUCAGGGGGAAGUAAUGCUGAAAGACUUCAAUAUCGAGGCAGCAGCUGGAGGUGCAGGCAAGGAAGUAACAAGGGAGUUUGAUGUCCUUGUAAAUGGGAGUACAUUAGAAAUCUACUUAUACUGGUCUGGCAGAGGGACAACUGCUUCUCCCAACAGAGGUGUAUACGGGCCUCUUAUAUCUGGGAUUUCAAUAACUUCCAGUGAGUUUAUAUCUGGGAUUUCAGUAAAGUCCAACUUCAAAGUCGGCAGAGGAUUGUCAGCUGGAGCCAUUGUUGGAAUUGUUCUUGGUUCAUGUGCCCUUGUAUCAAUUUUAGGAAUUUUGUGGAUAAAGGGUUACUUCAUGUGCCCUGGUAUCAAUUUUAGGAAUUUAGGAAUUGUUCUUGCUUCAUGUGCCCUUGUAUCAGAAGAUGAAGAACUCCGAAGGUUAGGUACUGGAUAUUUUACCUUGAGGCAGAUUAAAGCAGCAACAGAUGACUUUGAUCUGAGAAACAAAAUAGGUGAAGGAGGUUUUGGACCAGUGUACAAGGGUGUAUUACACGAUGGUAAAGUGAUUGCGGUCAAGCAGCUUUCUUCUAAAUCGAAGCAAGGAAAUCAUGAAUUUAUCAAUGAGAUAGGGAUGAUAUCUGCCGUACAACACCCAAACCUUGUGAAGCUUUAUGGGUGUUGUACUGAAGGAAAAGAGCUAUUGCUUGUAUAUGAAUACAUGGAAAACAACUCACUCGCCCGUGCACUCUUUGGUAAGAAGGAUCAGAUAUUGCACUUGGAUUGGCAAACAAGAAAGAGGAUAUGCUUGGGAAUUGCAAGAGGAUUAGCAUAUCUUCACGAGGAGUCAAGAUUGAAGAUUGUUCACAGGGAUAUUAAGGCGACUAACGUGUUGCUUGAUGAAGACUUGAAUGCUAAAAUUUCAGACUUUGGCUUGGCAAAACUUGAUGAAGAUGAAAAUACUCAUAUCAGCACAAAAAUUGCUGGAACUAUAGGUUAUAUGGCUCCCGAAUAUGCGAUGAGAGGCUAUCUCACAGAUAAGGCAGAUGUAUACAGCUUUGGAGUAGUCGUACUCGAGAUUGUGAGUGGCACUAGCAACACAAGUUAUAGGCCAAAGGAAGAGUUUGUUUAUCUUCUUGACUGGGCUUAUGUCUUACAAGAGCAAGGAAACCUUCUCGAGCUUGUCGAUCCAAAUCUAGGCUCAAGCUACUCAAAAGUCGAAGCAUUAAGGUUGCUAGAAAUUGCCUUACUAUGUUCAAAUCCGUCUCCUAGUCAUAGACCCUCAAUGUCAUCAGUUAUUGUUAUGAUUGAAGGCCAAGCCCCGGUCCAAGCACCAAUUGUUAAGCGUACCGAGACGAACGAUAAUUUAAGGUUCAAGUCUUUUCAAACUCUAUCACAGGACAGUCAAACUUAUGCCUCAGGGAGUUCAACAUCUAGCCAGGUUCAAAGAAGUACAUUGAUGGAUGGUCCAUGGAUGGAUUCCUCAAUAUCUAUGCAAAGCAAUGAUGAGUUUAGUGACAGGUCUCUCUCCACAACAAGACUGGUUUAUGAGCUUGCAGAUGUAAAGCUAGAUUAACAAGAACAUUUGUUUAAGUCCGAGAUGGUUUUGGGCACAUGUAAGAUAUCCAAGGCAGAUGGAACCGAAAAAAUGUCAUAUGUUUUAGUUUCUUGAUAUAUUAUUUAAUGCUUUUUGUAAAGUUGUACAAUAAAUAGAGCAUCAAAAAUUAUUGUAUUAUUUCACCCCGCCUAGUUACUGCGUUAGAUUUUGUUACAUAUACUCCUAAAAUAUAGUUGAGUUAUCAAAAGUCAAGUGUUGUCAGCCUAACUUACAAGGUUAAUGUAACGAGUAACGAUCAAUCUAAUGUGUUAUAGAAAUAUUUAAGGGAUAUUAUCAAUGGUACCUUUAUAUUAUUGCACUUUAUCUUUGGUA